Triplophysa dalaica is the source of this 3711-nucleotide messenger RNA. It is a transcript of the gene pla2g4aa, whose product is annotated as phospholipase A2, group IVAa (cytosolic, calcium-dependent). The transcript is spliced from 18 exons. Bases 162 to 2405 code for a protein of 747 amino acids. Gene Ontology annotation, cellular component: cytosol; nucleus; Golgi apparatus. Gene Ontology annotation, molecular function: calcium ion binding; calcium-dependent phospholipid binding. The record is from RefSeq and is a predicted model, not a curated record. Gene Ontology annotation, biological process: glycerophospholipid catabolic process. NCBI's taxonomy places the organism in Eukaryota, Metazoa, Chordata, Actinopteri, Cypriniformes, Nemacheilidae.
CAAACCUCCGCCCAGUACACGCAUUCCUCUCGUCUUCCUGGAAUGCCUUCAGUGUUCAGUCGGAAAGGGUCCAACAUCACUUUACCACCAGUGAUGUUUGCCGGACUGUCCUGAUAAAAGUGCCGUCCUGACCUCUAACUAACUGUUACAUUACUGCCACAAUGUCCUCCUUAGACCCCUACCAAUAUAUCAUAGUCGAGCAUCAGUAUUCGCAUAGAUUAAAAGUGACUGCGGUCGGAGCGGAAAAUGUUACUAAAGGUGCAUUCGGGGAUUUACUGGACACCCCCGACCCAUAUGUGGAACUAUCCAUUCCAACCACCCCGGAUUGCAGAAAACGAACACGGCACAUAAAUAAUGACAUCAACCCUAAGUGGAAUGAAACGUUUGAAUUCAUAUUGGACCCCAACCAACCCAAUGUGUUAGAGAUGACAUUAAUGGAUGCCAAUUAUGUCAUGGAUGAAACUCUGGGCACAUCUAAAUAUUCGCUUUCGAAACUCAAAGUGGGGCAGACAGAGAAAGUGACACUUACUAUUGGCAAGACCACCAAAGUGUUUCUCGACCUGUCCCUAGAAGUGUGUGCGUCCACAGACCUGCGUUUCAGCAUGGCACUGUGUGAUCAAGAGAAGAUUUUCUUGCAGACACGCAGGGACAGAGUCAUGCUCGCCAUCAAGAAGCUUCUUAAAAUGGAAAACCCGAGCUUCCUUCCAGCCUCACCACGAGAGGUUCCAACCAUUGCUAUACUAGGCUCUGGGGGGGGGUUUCGGGCCAUGGUGGGCUUCUCUGGAGUGAUGAAGGCCCUGUAUGAGUCUGGGGUGCUCGAUUGCGCAACAUAUGUGGCUGGACUUUCUGGAUCAACAUGGUAUAUGUCCAUGCUGUAUUCGCACCCUGAAUUUCCCACUAAAGGACCGGGGGAAAUAAAUAAGGAGCUGAUGACCAGGGUCAGCAAUAACCCACUUAAACUGCUCCUGCCGCAAAACAUCAACCGCUACGUGAAGGCACUCUGGAAGAAAAAAUCUGCCGGGCAGCCCGUCACCUUCACAGACAUCUUCGGGAUGUUGAUAGGAGAGACUCUCAUUCCAGGGAGGAUGAACGCUACUCUCAGCUCCUUUAAAGAGAAGAUUAAUGAAGGUCAGAGUCCUUUGCCUCUUUUCACCUGUCUACACGUCAAACCUGAUGUGUCUGAGCUCAUGUUUGCAGACUGGGUGGAGUUCAGCCCGUAUGAAAUUGGCAUGGCCAAGUACGGCACCUUCAUGCCCCCAGGGCUCUUUGGAAGCAAGUUCUUCGUGGGCAGUGUUGUGAAGCAAUAUGAGGAAAACCCCUUACAUUUCCUUAUGGGUGUAUGGGGGAGUGCUUUCUCUAUCCUCUUCAACCGGGUUCUGGGUGUAAAGGAGACAGCCAGCAGCAGCACAAUGGAGGAGGAGCUGGAGCAAAUUAAACCAGAACAUAUUGUGGGAGAUGACUCCGCAGAUAAUGAAGAGGAAACACAAAGAGGAGGCACAGAGAACGCUGAGGUGGAGGAUGAGCGCCAGCGUCAUGCCCAGGCUAGUUGGGUUCAUCGCAUGUUGACCUCCAUAAUGGGCGACACCACCCUGUUCACCACACGCGAGGGCCGUGCAGGCAAGGUGCACAACUUCAUGCUGGGGCUUAACCUGAACUCCACCCUGCCCUUCUCUCCCUUCAACGGCCUUACGAACCAGAACUCAGUGGAAGAGGAGGUGGAUGCUGUCACAGAUCCUGAUGAGUUUGAUCGAAUCUAUGAGCCACUGGAUGUGAAAAGUAAAAAAAUCCAUGUGGUGGACAGCGGCCUGACCUUUAACCUGCCCUACCCUCUCAUCCUACGGCCUCAGAGAGGAGUGGACCUCAUUAUCUCUUUUGACUUUUCAGCCAGGCCAAGUGACUCCAGCCCACCAUUUAAAGAGAUACUGUUGGCUGAAAAAUGGGCCCGGAUGAAUAAGCUGCCGUUUCCCAAAAUCGAUUCCAAAGUAUUUGAUCGAGAGGGUCUGAAGGAGUGCUACGUGUUCAGACCUAACAAGGGAGAUAAGAACUGCCCCACUGUCAUUCAUUUUGUCUUGGCCAACAUUAACUUUCGGGAUUUUAAAGCACCAGGAGUUCCCAGAGAAACAGACAAAGAGAUCGAGUUUGCCGAUUUUGACAUAUUUGAUGAUGCAGCUUCUCCUUACUCCACCUUCAACUUUAAAUACUCCAACCUGGCCUUCCAGAGGCUACAUGAUCUUAUGGAGUUCAACACGCUCAACAACAUUGAGGUUAUAAAAGAAGCUAUUAAAGAAAACAUUCUUCAAAGACGAGAGAAUCCUUCACGAUGUUCUGUUUCCCUUUCUCUCAAUGAGAUUGAAAACAAGAAGUUCCUAAAACGGGAUACCAGCAACGCAAAAAGACACACCUAACAGAUAGCUAUGAAAAAAAAUACACAAAAGCCAUGACUUCUGGUUUUGAGACUGCUUUGAUUUUAUUCUGUUGCUGAUUCUGAAUCGGACUGUUGAUGAGAAUCAGUGUGCAGCUUUAGUAGACAAAACUGGAUCAACCUUGUUAGUGAGGUUCAACAUGGAUUAGUUUACAGUGUCGGUUCUCUGUGAGCAGAUUCCCUUACACCUUAAUGUUAUGUUAUGCUUACAAAUCUGGUUUCCUUCUCUAAGAAGCCACGGACUGGUGUUUUUUGUUGACGGUUGAGCGGCAAAUACUCACGUGAUGGUAAUUUGUAAGUUCAGUAAUUUAUGAACCUCAGGACAUUCUGUUCUUUACACGCUCUGGGCUAUGUGAUAAGAAAACAAUUUAUGUUCUUCGUUAAGUUCUGCUAGAAUGACCGGGUUUGUGGUGAGCCUUGCCUUCAAGACAGGAUUCAUCUCAUAGGUUAGAGAAACUGGAUUUAGCUGCCUUUAUUUAUUUUUCUUACGUCAAUCCUCUUCAGGGGUAAGAAGAAUAAGAAGGUAAUAUAUCAUCUUACACCUCCUACGCAGGACUCCACCUUUUCAGGUGAAUGUCAUGAAAAUGAUGCCUUUAUGGGACAUGUUUUGUUUAUUUCAGACUUCAAGAGAUUUUUAGAGAUGUGUCAUUUACUUUUUAAAUAAGAUACAAAACAAAAGAUGAUUAUGUUUGUGUCACAAUGUGAGUUAAGAAUCAUCUAAAUUCAACUUUACCUCCACAUUAUCAUUCCUCCGGUUUACAUACUUUAUGUUGAAAUAUGAUGACUUAUUUUAAAUGGCUUUUGUUAUGUUUGUCUAUUUAUUUGUAUGCUUAUUAUGUAGUUUUGUAAUAUUCAAUGUAAGAUUUUUAUUAACUUCAUCUCAUUUAGUCGAUUCUAAUAACGACAUGUAAAGACAAGCCUUAAAGGACAUUUUAGCUUGAAAUGUGAAAAUAUAAUCUAGAAAAGUCAGUAAAGAGAGAAGUUCAAAGCAAUCAGAACCAAUCUUACAACUGAACUGAGGUCAGUGGGAGGAUACAGACUGUAAAGACAGUGGUUAAAAAUAGAUUGAACCUUUAGAAUGCACUUUAAGCCCAAAAUAAUGUACCCAAGUCAUAGACCACAGAUCCCAUUAACGCAAAAUGUACAUAUGUUUCAAAUACACAAUGAAAGGACAUGAUGAACUGUCUAGGGCCUCAUUUAUUUAAACUUGUGGCCCACUAGUGGCUGCAUCCUGAAUUCAAUUUUAUGUUUAUAUCUUGGUAGGAAAAUUAAUAAAUAUAAUAACCAGA